CGCGCCGCGCGCCGCUGGUGACGUGGAGACGCAGCGCUAACCGUCAAUACACGCACAACUUCCACUGUUAAACUCACUUCACCCAACGAUUACAACCACUAUUUAUUCCUCAUUGACUUUUAUUCAUCUGGAAACACACAGUCGUUUGUCUGAAGGAACAUAAGCGGCGUUUUUACAAAGCUGUCACAUCUGACAUUCAUUCACCCGGGUCUCUCUGGGCUGGAGAUGAGGUUGUGAGGAACUCCCUUGUGGUUUCCGGGGGCGAUGGGUGCCAACACCAGCCAGGUGAGCGACCUGUCAGAGAGCCAGAGCAUCCGCACACUGAUUGGUCCGGAUGCCAUCUCUGAGAAUGAGCCCUUCUGGAACCAGCUGAUCUCCUUCACCUUCAGCAGCCCCAACAGCAGUGCUGAUGCUAAACUCCUGGAGGAGGCUGUCGUCCCGCUGGCUAAAACUCUCAUUCAGAACAACCCCAGGUCGGGGAACUUCGGGGCGUUGGUGAGAGUUUUUCUCAGCAGAACCAAAGAGCUGAAGAUUUCCACAGAAUGUCAAGAUCAGUUGUUUAUCUGGCAGGCCCAUAAUGCUUUGUUCCUGGUUCGCUGUCUGCUAAAAGUCUUUAUCAGAGAGAUGAAUGCAGAGGAGCUGCGUUUACAGUUCUCUUACCAGGAGAGGGUGCCAGGCACCUACGACUCCGGCUGUGAGGAUCUUCUGGAGGAGUUGGUUUGUAAUUUGGUGCAUCUCAUCGUUGAAGUGCCUCUUCUGGACAUCACCUACAACAUCUUGUUCGAGGCUGUGACCACACUCCUGAUUCUCUUGUCCUAUCAGCUCUUCCACAAGGAGAUUCUGAGGGAGGGGCUUAUAUACGGCUACCUGACCAGAGGACGAUGUCUGUCUCUGACGAGUCGUCUGGUGAAGACGCUGCUGUAUAACUUCAUCAGACAGGAAAAUUAUCCACCUGCUGCACAAGUGUUCCAGACGCAGUCUGAUGGAGGAGGACUUCUGUACGGACUCGCUUCUGGAGUUGCCAGUGGAUUGUGGAGCGUGUUCACAUUGGGCGGUGUUGGCAGCAGGCCGGAGCAGGAGCAGAACCCUCUUCCGCUGUCCAAUCAGAGCCUGUUAUUACUGCUGAUUCUGGCCAAUCUGACAGAUGGACCGGACUGUCCGAACCCCUACCGCCAGGCCAUUACCUGCUUCAAAAACACACAAGAUUCGUCGUCUUUCCCGUCUCCGCAGCCUCACUCGUUUCAGAUCAACUUUAACAGUCUGUACACGGCUCUUUGUGAACAGCAGAAAUCAGAUCAGGUGACGUUACUGCUGUACACACUACUGCAUCAGAACAGCAACAUGAGGACCUACAUAUUGUCACGCACAGACAUGGAGAACCUGGUGUUGCCCAUUCUGGAGAUCUUGUAUCAUGUAGAGGAGAGAAACUCUCAUCACGUGUACAUGGCCCUCAUCAUCCUCCUCAUCCUCACAGAGGACGACACCUUCAACCGCUCAAUACAUGAAGUGACGCUGAAGAACAUCUCGUGGUACACCGAGCGUGUUCUAACAGAGAUCUCUCUGGGCAGUCUGUUGAUUCUGGUCGUGAUCCGAACCAUCCAGUUCAACAUGACACGGACCAGGGAUAAAUAUCUCCACACAAACUGCCUGGCCGCUCUGGCCAACAUGUCGGCUCAGUUUCGUAACCUCCACCAGUACGCCGCUCAGAGAAUUAUAAGUUUGUUUGCUCUGCUGUCGAAGAAGCACAAUAAGGUUUUGGAGCAGGCCACCCAGUCCUUGCGUGGGCCUCUGGGAGCAGAUGACGGGACGGUCCAGCCUGAUUAUGCUCAAGAUCUGAACGUCAUCGAGGAGGUGAUCAGAAUGAUGCUGGAGAUCAUAAACUCCUGCCUGAGUAACUCGCUCCAUCACAACCCCAACCUUCUGUACGCUCUGCUUUAUAAACGCGAGCUCUUCGAACAGUUCCGAUCUCACCCCUCCUUCCAGGACAUCAUGCAGAACCUCGACACGGUGAUUGGAUUCUUCAGUCAGCGUCUGGAGCAGGCAGGAAGUGACCUUUCAGUAGAGAGAGUUCAAGAGGUCAUCAAGAAAGGUGCUGUGGCCCUGCCCAAAGACCGUCUGAAGAAGUUUCCAGAGCUGAAGUUUAAAUACGUGGAGGAAGAACAGCCGGAGGAUUUCUUCAUCCCGUACGUCUGGUCGCUGGUCUUUAACUCUGGUGUUGGUCUUUACUGGAACUCUCAGGGCAUUGAGCUGUUCAGCAUGGACUCGCCAUAAACUGAGCGUGUGAUUCUAGAGUUUUCUGUCUGACUGUGUGUGUGUCGGACGCUGAAGUGCCUCCAUCGUGAGUUGUUUUGGUACUUUGUGUGUGUUCAUGUGGGGCUCACAGGCUUCCAUCCGUGUCAUCGUGAUAUACAGGACACGUGAUCCCCCAAACACUGGCUGCACUGAAUUGUGGGAAUGGUACAGUUGUGGAAUGGUUUGUUUAUACUGACAUUCAUCAUCAUUUCUGUUUUUGUUUUGUGCUUGGAGAGGAAAAUGUAAACAAGUCUUUUUCAGUUAACUUCUGGUCAGUCUGUUUUUUGCUUUGCAAAGACGUUGAACCCCAUUAAGAUGUUUGUUCUAUCAUGCACAGAUUGAUCACAUAUCACCAAGUCAUAUAGUCAGGGGAUGAAUACCUAUAUAUUUUGGGUUGUUUUAUAAGACGCUUUGCUAUUUUAAAUUAAGUUAUUUAUUGUCGCUACCUUUUGUUAAUUGUGCUCAAAUGUUACCCGUAUAUAAUCUUCAUAUGAGCAAAGAUAAACCAUGAAUUGAUUUUGUUUAUGGAUGUUUUGUUGUUUAUCUUUCCAGUUGGGAAAAAUAUUUAAAUUAGGUUCAAAAUAAUAUGAACACAUAUUUAGAUACUUGUGUGAUAAAGUAUAAGCAUCUUUCACAUGUAAAUGCAGCCGAGUGUCUGGUUUAUGUAUAUAUAUAAAUUUGGUUAUUUGCAUGUACAUUAUUGUAUAAACGGAGCACAUGUGUUUGUAGCUUUAGCAUUUAUUCUUCUAGAAACCCUGUUUUGUAUUCAUUGGUUGUUGCUCUUUAUUUUAAGGUCGGGCCAUGAAAGUUGAAAUGAAUGGAGUGUAGGCUUGACUCGUCAGCUCUGUUACUUCAUGACAUCCCUGUUACACAGCACAAACUCGCCAGAGGUCAUCAUUCAGUUUCACAUCUGUUUUGAUUAUGGAUCAUGAUUCAGAAUCAUUCACAGAUUUUAAAGGGAUAGUUCACCCGAAAAUAAAAAUUCUGUCAUCAUUUACUCUCUCUCGAGUUGUUCCAAACCUGUAUAAAUGUCUGUGUUCGGAUGAACUCCGAGAAAGAUAUUUGGAAGAAUGCUUGCAACCAAACAGCUCUUGGACCCCAUUGACUAUCAUAGUAGGAAAAAUUACUGUUGAACACAAAAGAAGAUAUUUUGAAGAAUGUAGGAUAGCAAAUCGUUCUGGGGCACUUUUCCAAAUAUAUUUCUCUGUGUUCAACUAAACAAAUAAAUUUAUACAGAUUUGGAACAACUAGAGAGUGAGUAAUUCAUGACAGAAUUUUCAUUUUUGUGUGAACUGUCCCUUUAACACAUCUAGACAUUUGGCUUUAGGAGUUAUUUUUUCCAUGCGUUUCCAAUAUUACAUUUAGUUUUGUUUCAUUUAGUUCCGUAGAGUUUCUCUAAUGUGAAAUACAACCAAUAAAAUACUUAUAAUCAUAA
Molecule: messenger RNA, 3727 nt
Organism: Triplophysa rosa
Lineage: Eukaryota; Metazoa; Chordata; Actinopteri; Cypriniformes; Nemacheilidae
Gene: dym
Product: dymeclin
Exons: 17
Coding region: 265-2271 (668 amino acids)
Biological process (GO): Golgi organization
Cellular component (GO): Golgi apparatus
Source: RefSeq, a predicted model, not a curated record